Medioppia subpectinata is the source of this 207-nucleotide messenger RNA. Lineage: Eukaryota; Metazoa; Arthropoda; Arachnida; Sarcoptiformes; Oppiidae. The record is from the annotation of a GenBank genome assembly.
AUGGAUUGCAUUGAGAACGAGAAGAAAAUGAUCUGGGGCCAAUAUAUGGAUUUCAAUGGAGACAUUACGGUGCUAGGUGACAUGGGACUUGAUACUCAUGUUUAUAAAAAUCACGUGGAAGCAUUGAAAGAACAGAUAUCCAGGGAACCCAGAAAAUUUCCCAAACUUUUGCUUAAAGACAGAUGCAUAAAUAACGGUGGAGAAUAA